AAACCAAAAAGCAAAAUCACCAAAACCCAAAUUCGUUCACGACAUCUGAGCAAUUUCUUAGCUAUCUGAAUAGAAGUAGUUCGCAUCCGAUCUGAAUUUAUUGAAUCUGUUUUGUAUUGAAAAAAUUAAGGGGAUCGAUGGGGGCGCUGAUGUCGAAGAUGUGGUUCAUGAUGUUUCCGGCGAAGGAGUACAAGAUCGUGGUGGUGGGGCUGGACAACGCCGGCAAAACGACGACGCUUUACAAGCUUCAUUUGGGGGAGGUGGUCACCACGCAUCCAACUGUCGGCAGCAACGUUGAAGAGGUCGUCUACAAAAAUAUUCGAUUUGAGGUGUGGGAUCUUGGUGGGCAAGAUAGGCUGAGGACGUCGUGGGCAACUUAUUAUCGUGGGACACAUGCUGUUAUUGUAGUAAUAGACAGCACCGAUAGAGCCAGGAUCUCGAUAAUGAAAGACGAGCUAUUCAGUUUGCUUCCAAACGAGGAUCUCCAGAGUGCAGUGGUGCUCGUGUACGCAAACAAACAGGAUCUGAAGGACGCAAUGACCCCUGCUGAGAUAACUGAUGCCCUAUCCCUUCACAGUAUUAAGAAGCACGACUGGCACAUCCAGGCUUGCUCUGCACUAACCGGUGACGGCCUAUAUGAUGGUUUGGGGUGGAUCGCACAAAGAGUCGCUGGAAAAGCAACGAGCUAGAAGUACUCGACGGAGAUGUUUCGUUAUCAUUGAAUGGUAAAUCAUGUGAUGUACCUUCUAAUUCACUGCAACUGGAUACACGCACAUUGCUCUUUGUUAAAGGCAGGCAGUUGUUGGCAUGCUGUUUAAUCUAUUUCUUGAUUUCUGACCUAUAGUUGCUGUCUUGAAAAUGUCACAUACCAAAUUUUUACUCUUUACAAGAAGCUGACGCCUUCUCCAUUUUAUCUA
Salvia splendens (bonfire salvia) is the source of this 917-nucleotide messenger RNA. Its product is annotated as ADP-ribosylation factor-like protein 5. Gene Ontology annotation, molecular function: GTP binding; GTPase activity. The coding region runs from base 138 to 689 and encodes 183 amino acids. The record is from RefSeq and is a predicted model, not a curated record. The transcript has 2 exons. Lineage: Eukaryota; Viridiplantae; Streptophyta; Magnoliopsida; Lamiales; Lamiaceae.